Messenger RNA from Cyprinodon variegatus (sheepshead minnow), 7022 nucleotides. RefSeq names its product salt inducible kinase 2 (gene sik2b). Lineage: Eukaryota; Metazoa; Chordata; Actinopteri; Cyprinodontiformes; Cyprinodontidae. Gene Ontology annotation, molecular function: tau-protein kinase activity; ATP binding; protein serine/threonine kinase activity. The record is from RefSeq and is a predicted model, not a curated record. The transcript has 15 exons. Gene Ontology annotation, biological process: protein phosphorylation; intracellular signal transduction; microtubule cytoskeleton organization. The coding region runs from base 385 to 3171 and encodes 928 amino acids. Gene Ontology annotation, cellular component: cytoplasm.
ACGUCAAUACACGUCAACCCGAGAACAUGAUGCCUCUCAGCGAGUCAACUCGUGUGCUCCGUAGCUGAUAGAGGCACCUCCAGCUGAAAUAUUAUCGCUCUAUUGUACCGGGGUGGGGGGGAACGUGGCGUGACAGCCUUGUGGCUCGCCGCGUAUGAAGGAGAGUCAGCGCCACAUUGGCAUUUUUUUUAAGCCGGUAGUGGCUAGAAAGAAAUCAACUUUGUCUAUUUUUAAUGGACACGCUUCGGGCGGCGGUAGCAGCGGCGGCGGCGGCAGGCGGCUUGUUUUCCUUUCUUUAUCUCUAGCCGCUCAGGCUACCCUGUCUUAGUCUCCCCCCCUCCUUCUCUCUUUACCUCUUUCACUAGCAGUCCCAUUUAGAACAGCAUGGUCAUGGCCGACAGUGUCCAGAAACCGCUGCUCCGGGGUCCGGUCCGAGUGGGCUUCUACGACAUCGAGCGCACUUUAGGAAAAGGCAAUUUCGCUGUGGUGAAGCUGGCCAGACACCGAAUAACAAAGACCGAGGUGGCCAUAAAGAUCAUUGACAAGACGCAGCUGGAUGCCGUCAACCUGGAGAAGAUCUACAGAGAAGUUCAGAUCAUGAAGAUGCUGGACCACCCCCACAUUAUCAAGCUCUACCAGGUGAUGGAGACGAAGAACAUGCUUUAUUUGGUCACAGAGUAUGCAAAGAAUGGGGAGAUCUUUGACUACCUGGCAAAGCACGGCCGUCUCAGCGAGCUGGAGGCCAGGAGAAAAUUCUGGCAGAUCCUCUCUGCGGUCGAGUACUGUCACAAUCGAAACGUCGUCCACAGAGACCUGAAGGCUGAGAACCUGCUGCUGGACGGCCACAUGAACAUCAAGAUUGCAGAUUUUGGGUUUGCAAACUUCUUCCAGCCUGGGGAGCCUCUGGCCACAUGGUGUGGCAGCCCACCGUAUGCUGCCCCUGAAGUCUUCGAGGGACAGCAGUAUGAGGGACCACAGCUGGACAUCUGGAGUAUGGGGGUGGUGCUUUAUGUGCUGGUGUGCGGCGCGUUGCCCUUUGAUGGGCCCUCUCUGCCUGUGCUUAGACAGAGGGUCCUGGAAGGAAGGUUUCGCAUCCCCUACUUCAUGACUGAAGACUGUGAACACCUGAUCCGCAGGAUGCUGGUACUGGACCCAUCCAAACGUUUGUCUGUGGCCCAGAUCAAGGAGCACAAAUGGAUGACUCUGGAUGUCCCCGUCCAGAGGCCUGUUCUGUACCAGCAGCCUCUGUCGGCAGAGGGGGAGGCGGGUGUAGGAGAGUACAGCGAGCAGGUCCUCCGCCUCAUGCACAGCCUCGGCAUCGACCAGCAUAAGACCAUAGAGUCUCUGCAGAACAAAAGCUACAACCACUUUGCUGCUAUUUACUACCUGCUGGUGGAACGGCUCAAGGCGCAUCGCUGCAGCUUCCCCGUUGAACAGCGGCUGGACGCCCGUCAGCGGCGGCCCAGCACCAUCGCUGAACAAACCGUCAUCAAGUCGACCAGCGGUUCAUCACAGGUGGGCUUGCCCCUGCAGGGUGUACGUUUGUUGCGUCCGCCCGCCAUUCCCCAACCCAGUUCCGACGCUUGCACCUUUGUCCAGACCCCAUCUCCCCUGGAGCAGAAUUUCAUGGUAGAAGAUAUCAGCACGCCCAAAGUGAACGGCUGCCUCUUAGACCCCCUCCCUCCCACCACUGUCCUCCGCAAGUCCUCUACCUCGUCACCCAGCAACAUGAUGGAGACAUCGAUUGAUGAGGGUAUUGAGACUGAAGAGCCGGAUGCAGAGGAUGAUCCCGCCCACUUGCUUUCAGCCUAUCAGACAGCUCGAUUUGGCCAACGGCGGCACACCCUAUCUGAGGUCACCAACCAGCCAGGACCUUCAAAUCAAGGUAAAUUUUUCGCUCUGGGACACAAUCCAUCUAUGGGAAGCGUUGACUCAGACAUCGGCUACGACAUGGGGUCUGUGCAUAGUGACCUCGGCCUGCUGGAAGACUCUCCCUCGCUCGGCGAGGUGAUGCCAGCCAGCAGCCCUGCAACUUUCAUGAUGGCCAGGCCUCCGAACCCAACAAUGGCUGCACUGACAUCCCAGCACAGGGAGACGCACAACCGCUCCCCAAUCAGCUUCAGAGAAGGACGCCGCGCAUCCGAUACCUCCCUCACACAAGGUCUGGUGGCGUUCCGGCAGCACCUCCAAAACCUGGCGAGGACCAAAGGCAUCUUGGAGCUAAAUAAGGUCCAGAUGCCUGUGGGGCCGAUGGACUCUGGGGAUGGGGGUGUCACUGGCCUCCUGGGACCACAGCAUUAUUUGCACAACCUGCUGGAGGGUGAGGCCUGCAAGCAGCAGGAGGGCCUAGCUUUGUAUCAAGGUGAAGCCCAGCCGCCUCUCCUGUCCCGCAGACAGAGUUUGGAAACACAGUACCUCACACACAGACUGCAGAGGGCCAACAUCUUGGCUAACAGUCCUGCUAGCUGUCAGAUUUUCUGUAAGGAGACUCCUCGCAGUUUAGAGCAGCAGCUACAGGAACACAGACUGAACCAGAAGAGGAUGUACCUGCAGCAGCAGUCCCAGGGCAUGGGGCUGCAGACCUAUUUCAACCAGAUGCAGAUAGCUGAAGGCUCCUACCCACCUGUCGGCCCUGCUCUGGACCCUGCGUCCCCUCAGGGUCCCCUUCAGGGCCCCCCCAUGUCGGCUGGCGGCCAGCCUCAGCCUCAACAGCAAGGCAGCCCUCAGCCCUCCUCCCCCUUCGGCCACACCCUCAGCCUGAGCCCCCUAAUGGAGCCAGGCGAGGGCGUGGUUUACGACCCCUACAUGAGCCAUCACCACUACACCCAACAUCUGCCUCAUGGAGCCCACCUCCACCACCAGCUCCACCACCAGCAGUCUCAUGAUUCUUCCAGUAGUUGCCUGGGCUUCAGUUUCCCUGCAGGCUGCGAGCAGCAGGCCCUUGGCCCCUCCCCUGAUGCUCUUCCACCAGACCAGUACGAGUUCUCCAUGAACCCUGCCUUGCUGCCACCACCUUCCCCAGGAGAGGCGGAGGCCACAGCGAUGCCUGGGGCUCUGGCUGGAUCAGCCCAGUCGGAAAACCUGGGAAUGAACGAGCUGCCUGGUUCUCUGCUGGACAGCGAGAUGAUGGAGACUGUGGACUCGCAGCAGGGCUUCGUAAUGGUCAACUGAUCCAUGCCAAGGAGGUUAUUAGAGAGCAGUGUUAAAACAGCGACACAGAAUUAAGAACAGGGAGAACGGAGAUGUAAGUGGAGGUCUGAAGUGUAGCAGCAGGGAAGGAUGUGUUCAUUUUUGUGCAACUAAUAGAAACUUCAUUUCUUAGUUGUAAGAAGCCUCAAGAUUUGUACCAAAAUCCUCCCUCAUCCUGCCUCCCUUUCUCCCUCUACUCCCCUGUUCUUGUCUUCAACCGCUCCGCAAGGCAGGAGGAGGCCCGUCGCCGUGCCGACGCGGUGAGGCUGCUGUCGCCACGUGCGCCCAGCCGUUUUAAGAGACUGGCGGAGAGUUUGCUGCACAUCCUCAUUUCAUCUAGAAAUAGCUUGAAAGCGAACUAAUUUAGGGACAUGAAACUGAACGGCAACCAAAAGCACAAAGGCUGGUCGUCAACAAUAAGACUGGUUCUGAAAAAGACUUCUGUGGAUUUAUAUUGGGUUCGUUUUGAGAGGAUGGAGGGAAAAAAAAGUGAGCAGGAGAAGAUGGCCCUCAUUUAUCACGGUACCAUGAAUAUCGACAUGAAUUCAGGCGAUUCAAGCUUGUUUUUUUUUGUGCAUUUCUGUCAUAAUGCUCAUAAACAGGUUUCAACACUAUCACUGAUAAACUAACAGGUAUUAAAUACCCUCAACCGUUAAGGACACUUAUUUUAUUUUUUGUGACGUUUGAUUCAUAAAUUGUAACUACUGAUCUCGAGCUAUUUUCAACACUACUGAUUGCUGUCCCAAAUUCAACCGUUACCAUGGUUACCAGUUCAGCUGAAGUGUGGGUCAUGCCUUCGCCUGGUAAAUGAGGGCUGAUGUUGAUUAAACGCCUAAAGUUGAGGGUUAGAGUUCAACAUGUGUCUCUGUUUCUGUGGCAAUACUGAAGCAAUAUUAAUCCUGAAUGUUGUGGGGGGGGUGGUGUAGUGAACGGAAGCCUCUGAUUGGUCCGCUGUGGGCUUCGGGAGUUGACGUAGACGGAGCAGAUGACGUAAGCAGGAGAUAAUCUCACUGUUGUUCGCUCUAGAGAUGUUGCAGGGUGGACUGAGUGGAAAAGUUGGACGUUUGUUCAGUUGUCCACAUCUUCCUGAAAGACACAGGAAGUGGUGUCUUUGCCCUGAAAGCAUCACAGGUUGUCUUUUUAAGGUACUCGGCUGAUGGGGAGUUUUAGGUGGAUAAAAAAUAGCAUUUUGCACAGUGUUUGUUUUUUAGAUUAUUUCUGGUUUACUUCCUCUGCUCCAAGAUUCUCCUGAGUGAAGAUUCCCGUCUGAAGCCCAGCAUCCUUCAGCCGGCAGGGAAUCUUUGUUUUCUCACAUCUCUUUCAGGUUGUUUUCUGUUUUUUUUUUUUUUUGUUUGUUUUUUUCCUUUAACGACACUCAGACUCGAUCUACUAGAUAUAACUCUGACAGAUGAUGGGUCAGAAUGACAGCAGUUGAGCUAAGAUUACUGAACUGCGACCAUCUGCCAGACUGCGUGGCCUGCAGUGGUUUGUGGUUAAACUGUAGGAAGGUUUGGUGUCGCAUCCAGCAGCAGACCAACGUUUGUUCGACCCAAAGUGGAAACUGACAGUUGAACCAUCUGUGGUGACAGAAACAAGAGGUAAUUGUAGGAGAGUUUAAAGGUAAAUCAAUCCAAAAUUGAUCUGUUAUGCUCAUUUGUAACAUUCCAGAGGUUAUUUUAAUUGUUCCCUUUUGUCUUUUUUAGACCACAAACUUCCAUGGAUCUUAUUAGGAUUUAUUGCGAUCCACCUAAAAAAGUAGCAGAUAACCUUGUAGUGAAAGGAUUGUUAUGUAAAAUUCUCAAACAUAUUAAUACAUUUUCUUAUUUCAUCGUAGCUCUGACUAGAUUGUUAAAGUCCAUAUUGGGGCCUGUGUGUAGCUCCGCCCCUUUUCCCAUAUACUCCAACCAUAUCUCUGCUGAACAAUAUUUCCAUACCAUGAUGCUGCCACCACUGAAACUUAACUUAAGUUUUUGGGGGUUUCUUUCAAAUCUGGAUAAGUAUGGAAAAAUGUUGGAUUUUCAAGCUUAAUAAAAAACAUUUCAGGAAGACAAAGGACUAUUCUGAUGGCUUUCCGAACAUCCAAUCUAUGAGCAGAAAUGGAUGUGCUUUGUUUUAAAAAAAAAUUUUUUGUGUGUUUUUUUUUUUUAGAGGGAGUUCUGUUAGAAUCUUUGGUUCAUAAACUUUGUCCAAUUUGAAUUAUUAAAGAAAUACUUACAAAAAACGUAUACUCAUGUUUUCACAGAUAAAGGAAAAAAAGACUCUCCUUAAGCUGCAAUCCGGUACGAUUAUAGAUGCGCUUUAUGUAGUAAAGCAUAAGCCAAUCCAGGGCAGAGAUGGCGAUAGAUUAUAGAUUAAUAUACGGAGCAGAUAUUAGUGUGGUUAGAUCAUAAACCAACUUUUUAUAGAGAAGACUUUUCGAAAUGAUAAAGAUUUUUUGUACUCCUAUUUUGAGAAUGUUUUGGAAACUGCUGGAGAAAUCAAAAAACUUAAAAAUGUGGACGGUCUUUUUUUUUUUUUUUGAUCCAAUCUGAUCAGGGAUCCUUCAACAUGUUAGCUGUUCCCACUUAAAUGUCUUGUUGACAUUUUUGAGAUAUUCUUUUCCAUCCAAUCUGGGAAAAUAGUAUAAAGUACUGUAGUAAUCACCAAGGAAACACCAUCCUCACUGUAACUUUAGGUGGUGGCACCAUCAUGCUGUGGGGUUGCUUUUCUUCAGCGGAGACUCUAACUCUAUAACACUAUAAGCCCUUUUGUUAGGUUGACUUAACAGUAACACUUUUGAGGUAUUUGGUCGCUAGUUGCUAAUGCUUCCAAAAGCCUCAGUUGACCAGAAUGCAUUGCAGGCCCGUGGUCGUAUCAACAGUUCCUUCUAAACUCAGCCUGUUUGGGAUCAUUCAGCCAUAGUUUGUUUCAGGGAAUAAGCUCUUGGCCAACUUGUGGGUUUAAAUAGGAGUGAAGUGAAAUUUAUGAGGCUUUUUUUAGGGAACACUGGGGGGCUACAGACUGAUCUUUGAAGGUUGAGUACUAGAGCACUUUGAUGACGACGAGGAAGAAGAGGUGUAGCGAGGGAGGAGAAAAAGGUGGGAAAGAUUUGCGGCUUCCUGGCAGAUGAAACGGACCACAAUCAGGAGGAAACACCUUUCUCCUCUCUCUUCCCCAACAGUAAUGGACAAAAAUAAAACAACAAAUUUUCUUUCAAAGAAAGACCAGACUGAGUGUGACGCUCCGUCGAUCGGAAUCUGAGAAAAAAAACACUUUUCAGUUUAUUAUGAUGAGUGUUCUUGGUGGCUGUUGUGAUCCUCGCCCAGAGGAGUUGUUGAAUAGUGUUCAGUGUGCCUUUUUACUUCUUUUCAAUCUCAGUUCCAUUGACUUUUUCUGGUUUGACUCUUAUUUCGUUUACUUUAUUACAAUUACUUCCUCUCUGUUUUUAUGAUUGUAUUUUUUUUCCUGAAAGUUAGUAGAGCCAGGUUUUCCAAAGGUACCAAAGUCCUUGAGAAGUUUCCCUGUACGACCCACCGUGUGGAGUUUUGGAGCUUCUUUAUUAUUUUUCUCUGUUGUUUUUUUUUCUCCUAGCUGGUCGAUCUGUGUAUGCCAUUUUAAAGUAUUAUAGCAAUAUUUCUGUAGUUGAGGACUAAAGUCAUGAAGAUUCUAGUGGAUGUGUUUCCAGGUAUCAUAAUUUCACCUCCUGCUGAUUAAAAACAAACAGGAAAAAAGAGUCAAUCAAUAGAAAUCCAGUUUUAUAUUUACCUUCAUUGAUGUUGACCACACAUAAGCUAACUUGCUGUUGAGAUUAAAAAGGUUUAUUGAACGGAAUCAUGGGUUUUGUGUUUGUUAAU